This is a messenger RNA of Stegodyphus dumicola, 11256 nucleotides long. RefSeq names its product spectrin beta chain, non-erythrocytic 1-like. The record is from RefSeq and is a predicted model, not a curated record. NCBI's taxonomy places the organism in Eukaryota, Metazoa, Arthropoda, Arachnida, Araneae, Eresidae. Gene Ontology annotation, molecular function: phospholipid binding; protein binding.
ACGUCAUCUUUUCAUAGUCUUGUUUAUGUCAAAAACGGGCGCACCAGUUUUAUAGUUUGUUCCCUUUGAUCACAUGCUUUUAUUCUUUGAUACCACAACUGAAUGUCAGUACUGUAGUUCGUUCGUUAGAAUGGUUUUCUAAUAACCUGCAUUAACUUUAGUUAGGCAAUCGUUUUUGGAUUAGAAUGGAAGAAAAUAUACCGGAAGCAGUGGUUGAAAGCUUACGUCGAGAAAGGUUAACUGUCCAGAAGAAGACAUUUACCAAAUGGGCAAAUGUUCACCUCCAAAAGUAUGACUUGCACAUCGAUGACUUAUUUCAUGAUAUAGGCGAUGGGUUGAGACUCAUGAAACUGCUGGAAGCUCUGACAGGAGAAAAACUUGGUAAACCAGCUAAAGGCUCAGCAAGGAUUAAUAAGAUCGAAAAUGUCAGUAGAUGUUUGGCUUUCUUACACGCCAAAAAGAUGAGAUUAGAAAAUAUUUCAUCUGAAGACAUUGUCGAUGGGAAACCACAUCUCAUUCUUGGUCUUCUGUGGACAAUUAUUUUACGAUGUGAAAUAUGGCAACAUCAACAGCAAGUUGAAGAUGCAAAUAAUGACAGAACAUUCAUACCUCCACCUAUGAGCCAAACGCAGUACCCAGUACAGAAAAUAGCCAAAGACUCGCUGUUGCUUUGGUGUCAAACUAAAACUGAUGGGUAUCCGAAUGUUAAAGUGAGAGAUUUUCAUAGAAGUUGGCGAGACGGAUUAGCAUUCAAUGCCCUUAUCCAUUCUCAUAUGCCUGCGCUUGUCGACUUCUAUGCUCUGAAACCUCAGGAACAUGUAUACAAUCUGGAGAACGCAUUCAGCGUGGCCUCUAAACAACUUGGUAUUCCACGACUUCUCGAUCCAGAAGAUGUGGACACAGACAAUCCUGACGAAAAAUCUAUUCUAGUUUAUGUCUCCACAUUUUCUAAAGGACUUGCGAAUAUCAAAAAAGGGAUGACUGGAGGCAAACGUAUUGCAAAAGUGUUAGCCAAAAUGAUGGAUAUUGAAGAAUUAAAAAAGGGAUAUGAAAUAGAAGCUGGUGAACUUCUAGACUGGAUUCAGGAAAAAAUUAAGAGCUUUGCAGAAAUGGAGCCUCCGAAGUCUUUUGAAGAUAUCCAACAAGAAAUAUUACGUUUCAAGAAUUACAGAAUACAGGAGAAGCCAGAAAAAAACGAUAUGAAGAACGAAAUUGAAGCUCUGCUGUUUGCUAUUCAAAUGAAAAGACUAGGGAAGUUUGGAUGGUCGCCUCCAGAGGAGAUUUCUCCAGCAGCCAUUGAAAAAGCCUGGGAGAAACUAGAAAGGGCUGAGCACGAGCACGAGUUCAAAAUCCGAAACCAACUGAAAGAGCAAGAGAGAUUGGCAAAUCUCGCCUAUAAAUUCGAAUUGAAGCAUAGGUCAAUGAAAGAAUAUCUAAAAGAAAUGCAGAAAAUAUUAGCAGAUCCUAAUUAUGGAGCCAAUAUAAAGCAAGCUGAUGCUACUUUCAAAAAACAUGAGGCCAUUAAAGCAGGAAUUUUAGCAAGAGAUUUAAGAUUGCAAGCUUUGUUCAAGAUAGCGGAUGUUCUUGUGGAAAAUGAUUACAGGAGAAAAGACGAAAUCCUAGAAUGGAAAAAUGAUAUGGAAAGCAGCUGGAAUUAUGUCCUUCGCUUGCUUGAGGCUUAUGAUGAGCGGUUCUCUCAUUUAAAGCAAGUAAUGACUAGCUUGGAAGAAAUGGAUACGAUUUUGGCGGACAUGAAACAAAUGCAGGCUGAAAUGAAUUCAGAAGCUGAACCCUUAGAUGUCGAAUCCAGUUUGCAAAAACAGGCAGUUAGGGAAGUUCAGAUAGCAUCCUGGGGAGAAGCUAUCCGUCGUUUAGUAUCUAAGAUUGACAAUAACGAGAAAAUGAAAGAUGCUUCAGUCGUUCAGAAGCAAUUGUCUAAACUGCAGCAAGCCCAUGAAAGUUUAAUUGAUAUUUCAAACAUUCGACGAGAUUCUCUUGAGGAACUUCUGAAACGCAAUCAACAACAAGAAAAUAUAGAAGAAAUGAUGGCUUGGGUGAAUGAAAAACAGUUGUACUUAACAGCAGACAUUAACUGCAAAGAUUUGCCGAGCGCUCUACACCUACAAAAAUUGCACAAGGCUGUGGGCAUGGAACUGAAGCUAAGAAAAGAUGUUUCUGGAGACAUAAGAGACAACAGGCUCAGCAAAGCUAUUGCUGAUCUAGAGCAAUUAUGGCAAAAAAGAGGAGACCAAAUUGACCUUACAAUUGAAGUCUAUCAGUAUGAAGCGGAUGCAUGUGAAUGCGAUUCCUGGAUAUCAGAAGAACUUAAAUUAUUGGAAAGUUUAGACUACGGAACUGAUGAACUCACUAGUGAGGCUUUGCUUCGCCGCCAUGUACGAGUAGAAGAUGAAAUAACAGCAUACGCUUCCGAAAUACAACGAUUACGCCAAGAAGCUGAGAAGAUAUGCAGUUCUGCGUCAGAUCAUAUCAAAAGCAGUAGCUCUCGAAUUUCAAUCACUUCCCACCUAAACAAGAAAUUCUCGCCCACUUCCAUAAAAGGUGGUUCAGAAUAUGAAAGGACAGCAAUACAGCAAAUCAGAAGUCAUCAGACCCAAGUCGAGAAGAAUUUUUCCAAGCUUCAGAGCAAGUGCCAGGAGAGAAGAAAACGUCUGCGGCAUUCCACUAUGUAUUUUCGAUUCAAAGACGGGUGUGCAGAAAUGGAAAACUGGUUAAGAAAAAUGGAGCGUAUUAUCGACCAGGACGACUUCGAAAACGAAGAAAUUGAGAAAUGUUUCCAGACAUAUAUGACUGAUAUAGCAGCACAUGGAACUAUGAUAGAGAACCUCAAAACUUUGGCCGAAACACUAGAGACAGAGAAAUCUGAUCAAGCACAAACUGUGAAAAUUCUGCUUGAGGACGUUAAUCGCAGAUGGCAGCACCUUAAUGAACUGACGAAUUUAAAAGCAAGGAACCUGAAGGGAUUCACAAGUGUCCUCCUUGCUCAUCGCAUGUGCGACGAAGCGAAUGCUUGGCUAAGCGAAAGAUCUAAAGCAGAAAUUGAAGUCGGUGCGAAAGAUGUCACAAGUUUCGCUACAUUACGUAGAAAGCAAGAAGCAAUUGAAAGAGAACUUGCACCAGGUGAGGAAAGAGUCAAGCAAGCACUUAUUCUUUCAGAAAAUGUUGCAAAGUCGUACCCUGAGAAGAAGAGUUCAAUAGAAAAAAAGAUGCAAUCUCUAAAGGAUCAAUGGCAAUCGUAUCAGAAAAUAAUCAACAUUCGAAAAGAAAAACUUGAAGAGGCAGCAGGAUUGCAAAUUUUUAAGACAAGUGCCGAAUCAUUGAUAGAAUGGGCAAACUUGAUGUCUAGGAAACUCAACGUAUGGGAAAAGAUAAGUGACAUCAGAGUAGCUGAAAGCGUGACUAAGGAUCACAAAGAUUUAGCAGACCAAAUUGCUGUCCAGAAUGACAGUUUUGAGGAGACCGAGCAGCUGGGUUUGAAGAUGCUAAAGAAGUAUGAUGAAGUAAGACCACUUCUCGAUCAACUUGUCGAAGCCAAAGACACAGUAAAUAACUUGUGGCAAGAGAAGGACGCAUGGAUCCGAGAAAAUAUGGAUCUUCAAAUAUUUAACAGAGAAGCUGAUCAUUUGCAACGUUUAUGUGCGGGUCACGACAAAUUACUGGACUCUGCGGAAUUAGGUGAUACUCUGGGUGAUGUCGAAAGUUGGAUGAGGCAUCAUGAAGCUUUCAGUGAUAAACUUAAAUCUCAAGAAAACAGAUUUAACGCUUUCAAUCUGUUAACUGAAAAACUUAUUGAAUCUGGGCACUCUGAGAAGGAUUAUAUGCAGAUGAGAUGCGAGCAACUGAACCAAUAUCGUCAGGCUAUAAAAGAUAAAGCUGAGAAGCGUAAAUCUCUUCUUCUUGAUGCAUUUCAGUUCCAAGUGCUCAAAGCAGAUGCUCAAGUGAUGUCAGUAUGGAUUUCUGAAAAACAGAAGCUUGCAAAUGAUUUGGUGAAAAAAGACUUAACAGCAAACUUGCCAUACAGAAUGAAACGCCAACAGACCUUUGAAGCUGAAAUGGCAGCCAACAAAGACAGGUUGCAAGAUAUUUGGGAGAGAGGACAAUACAUCAUCGAAAAUUCCAGAUGCAACAGUGAAGAAACAGCAUCUAUGUUGGAGGAGGUUAGCGAAGCAUGGAAUUCAUUAAUAGAUAAGCUAGAAGAAAAUCGAAAGAUUUUGAACCAAACAAAGAGUCUGAAAGACUUCUGUCAAUCUGUGGAAAUUGUAUUAAAGAAACUGGAGGAAAUUAAAAGGUCAGCGGUUUCGUCUAACUUUGGAAAGGAUCUACGAAGUGUUAGCCGGCAACUUAAGGAACUAGAAGAUUUAGAAAUUGAAAAUGAGAAACUAAAAUCAAAAAUUUCAAACCUCAUUCAAGAGGGGAACAAGCUGAUAGAGGAUGAAAACUUUGAAGGAGGAGCUGUGCGGAGUUUGAUUACAGAUAUACAACAAAAGGCGGAUGCGGCAGAGCUACCCCUUCAAGAAAGGAGAGAAAAACUGGAAAUGAUUUUAAAAGUCCACCAGUUCAAAUCUGACGUAGAUCGUGAAUUGUUGUGGAUUUCGGAAAAAAUGGUACCACUAUCUACGGAUGUGACUUGCAAUAGUCUAUCUGAUGCACAAAAGCACCAGAAAAAAUUAGAAAACUUGGAAGUGGCGAUUGAAGGGCAUAAACCUGUCAUUCGCAGUCUUUUAGAGAAUGUGCCUGACGCUGCACCUAAGGAAAUAUGUCCAGUCGAUGUUUCUGAAUUAUCUUACAAAAUGGAAAAACAAUGGAAUCACUUAAUAGAAACAUUUGAAGUUAAAAAAGAAAGGGCGGCUUCUAUCUUAAGAGUGCAGAUGUUUUAUGCCGAAGCCACGGAGAUUGAUUCAUGGAUAUUAGAAAAAAUCCAUUUAUUGAGCAAUACCGAAUAUGGUAAAGAUGAAGAUGCUGUGAUAAAGCUUCUCACAAAACAUAAGGAUCUGGAACUUGAAAUCGAUUCCUACAAAGGCCUGGUAAAUGAACUAUCAAAUCAAGCAGAAACUCUAAUAGAAGCAAAUCACCCAGAAUCUAAAAUUGUCAAGAACAGGAUGGAAGUGAUUGGACAAGAGAUGAAAAACGUCCAGAAACUGUGCUCUGUUAGAAGGCAAAAAUUAGUAGAAUCUAAAACUAAGCACGAGUUCAACAAAGAAACGGAAGAACUGAAAUCUUGGAUCGCAGAGCAAAUGGCAGAAGCAACAUCAGAAGAAUACGGAGAAGAUUAUGAACAUGUUUUGUUGCUGAAUCAAAAUUUCGAAUUCUUUCGCAUCAGAAUAGAAAAAGGUUCUAAACGCAUCCUUCAGUACGAAGAAUUCGCUAAAAGUCUCAUAAAUAGUAACUGUUACUUCGCCGAAGACGUCAAAUCUAGUUUGGAAUAUUUGAGUGGCCGUUGGUCGGACCUUGUAGAAAGUAUUGAAGCCCGAGCUUUCAAAUUAGAGGCAGCUUCUGAAAUUCAUCGUUAUCAUCGAGAUGUGACGGACAUUUUAUCACGUAUUCAUUAUUACUAUCGUGGAAUGCCUGAAGACUUAGGCAACAAUCUCGUUCACGUUCAAGAUUUAAUAAAAAUGCAUGAUAAGAUCGAGAAUGAACUUUUAGGUGUAGAAGCUCAAGUUCACUUGCUGCUCAAAGACAGUCAGCGUUUACAAGAUGCAUACCCUGGUGGCAAUGAGGAGCACAUCCAGAUGCAACUUGCCUUAGUCAUUGAAGACUGGAAUUUACUGCAACAAAAAGUAGCUUCACGGAAAACACAGCUUUUGUUGUCUCAGCGCAUUCACAAAUUUCUCUCUUCUGUUCGAGAAGAGGAAAGCUGGGCAAAAGAUAUCUGCUUUGAUUUGGAGUCUGAAGUCACGUCAAGAGAUGUGCAGCAAAUGGAAAAUGCCCACAAAAUUCUCGGAGCCGAUAUUGAGGCUAGGCUUAGUCGUUUCCAGCCACUGCAUGAAGAAGGACAAUCACUUCUUGCUUUCGAUAUUUUCCAUUCUCAGGUAAAAGAAAAACUGAAAUCCUUGUCUGACAUAGAGAAAAAAUUACAAGAAGCUUGGAGAAAACGAUCAGUGUUUGUUGAACAAAAGAAGAAGAUAUCCUUAUUCUUCCUUGAAGCCAAACAAAUUCAAGCAUCCUACGCUAAGAAAGAAAUACAACUUUGUGGAAAUGAAACAAAAGAAAUUGUUGAAGAUAUCAAAAACGCUCUAAAAAAACACCAAGAAUUUCAGAAAGCAAUGGAUAUUCAGGAAGAAAAGUUUACUACCUGGAAGAAGGAAGGAGAGCAUCUUAUUAAGCAAAGGGUGGAAGAAUCUCCGAAAAUUCAGGAAAAAAUUGAUGAGCUGUCAGCCAGGAGAAAACGUCUGUUGGACUUCAGUUCAGAACGAACCAAAACACUAAGAGAUACUCUAAUGUGCGCGCAGUUCAAAAGAGACACAUUAGAGGCAGAAUCUUGGGUGCAAGAAAAGAAGAACAAGUUAAGACUGCUCCUUAAAGGUUAUGAAAGACUGAAGGAUGAGGAAAAAAUUAAAUGUUUGCAGAAGCAGCAAGCGGUUCAUGCCGAACUAGAAGCUCACGAAUCCUUCAUGAAUGAUCUCAUUGAACAAAGCAGGAAUGUAGUUGUUGGACAAGAAAUUAAACUAAGGUUCGAGCUUAUAGUGGAAAAUUGGAAAGAAAUGAAAAAGACUGCAGAGAGCAUAAGAAACGAUCUGUUGGAAGCUCGUGAUAGCCUCCGUAUACAUGAAUACUUCGAAAAAGUUGAAAAGUGGAUAAAAGAAAAAGAACUUAUGAUCCAAGCAAAUGAUACUGGGAAAGAUUAUGAACAUUGCAUUGCACUUCAAACAAAACUAGACGAUUUAAAUACUGAGGCAAAAGUGGACGAAACCUUAAUGAAAGAAAUGAGAAAUCUCGCCAUAAAGCUUUCAAGAAAAGAGGAUCAGAAAGGAAUAUAUAUUCGAUACGAAAGAAUUGAGGAAAGGUGGGAGCAACUGAAACACGAGAUGAGGGAUUACAGAAAAAAAUUAGAAAAUGCACUUUGCGUACACGCGUUCAUUAAGGAUGUAGAUGAUACGAUCGAAUGGAUAAGAGAAAAAACGCUGAUACUAUCUACUAGAGAAGAAACCAAAGAAUUAAAAGUAGUGGAAGACAUGAAGCGAAAACUGGAUCGAAUGACGCAAGAUCUGACUGCUCUGGAGGAUAAGAUAAAACAACACGAUUUAGAAGCAAGAUCAUUAGCACAAAGACAUGAGCUAUCUGCUGCAAGAAUAGAAAAGAAGAUGAGCCAGGCUCAAAAUGAAUGGUCAUCACUUAAAGAAGAAUUAAGAGCAAAGAAGGAAUACGCAGAUUCUGCAUACACCAGUUUAAAAUUUGCGAAAGAAGUGAAUGAUUUUGGAACAAUUGUGACGGAAAUGAUUGAAGAACUUGAAUUUGGAAAAUUACCCUCAAACAGUUCAGAUGCUCAAAGCCUUUUACGUGCUCAUAAUGAUCUCAAACCACAAAUUAUCACCCGCCAAGAAGAAAUAAAAGAUCUGCAAGCAACUGGAAAUCGUAUUAAGAAUCACUCGGAGAUAUCUGCUAAACUAAUAGAAAGCAGCCUAAAGAAUUUACAAGACAUGAGUAACAAUCUUGAAACUGCAUGGCAAACACGAUUCAAAGUACUUUCUCAGAACCGUGACAUUCAGAUUUUCCUGGAGAAAGCUAAACAAUUUGAAAACUGGCUGUUAUCAAAAGAAGCUUUUCUUGCAAACCAAGAUAUUGGUGAUUCCAUGUCAAGCGUUAUGGCUCUCAUUCGGAAACAUGAAAAUUUCGAAGAGAGUUGCUUUGCAAAUUUUGAGAAAAUCAAUGAAAUCGAGGCAAUGGCUAGAGAUCUUGAAGACCACGAAGAUAACGAAAUUAUUCAAUCUCGUUUUCAAGCAAUUUGCCAAAGAAAAGAGGCUUUGCAGGAAGCAUGCACACGUCGUAGAAAUAUACUUCAGGAUGCAAAGUCUCUUCAGCAAUUGCUUUUAGAUAUAUACGAGAUCUCCCACUGGAUGAGUGAAAAAAUCCUGCAAGUUGAAUCCGACGAAUCCUAUCGUGACUUAAGUAAUCUCCUGAGCAAAUGUCAGAAACAUUCUGCGUUCGAAGCGGAAAUAUUAGCCAAUCACGUCCGCGUUGUAGAUGUUCUACAACAAGCACAAGAUCUCAUAGAAGCAGAUCACUUUGCAUCCGAUGAAAUCCGAAAGCACAGUCAUGAUUUGGAGCAGAUGUGGGAAAAACUGUUAGAUGCCACAAACAGCCGAAAAGAAUGUUUGAACGAUGCGAACAACGCUCUGCAGUUCAAUCACAAACUAGAAGAUGUCAAUCUAUGGUUGCAAGAAGCUGAAACGUUUAUUGUAUUUGAAGAUUAUGAUUCGAAUGCAGUUGCUCUACAGCAAAGCAUAAAUAAGCAACAGGAGCUGUCAAAAGAAAUUGAAGAAUAUGACGAAACUCUAAGGUUACUGAAUGAUUAUGCUGAAGAUUUCAAACAGUCCAAUAAUUUUUCAAAGGAUGAGAUGAUUUCUAAUUAUCAAGCAACUUUGCAAAGGUUACGAACAGUGGAAUAUGCUUUGCAAGAAAAAGGAACCAAACUCUGCGAUUUACUUUUGUUGACGGAACUAGAAAACGACAUCAGUGAUGAGUUAGCUUGGAUAGAAGAAAAUAAAGCAGUCUGUGACGAUAAUAACUACGUCAAUGAUGUCAUUUCAGUUAAGACUCUUUUAAAAAAUCUAGAGGCAUUAGAAACGGAAAUUUCAUCACGAGAAAGACUAGUUUCUUCGGUAGUAGAGAGGGGAAGACGAUUUAACAGCCCAACAGCAGAAGCUAAAGUUGCACAUCUCGAAGAUCGUUUCAAAGAUUUGAAAGAUGCCAUCAGUUUGCGGCGUCUUAGACUCACAGACGCUUUGCAGUCAGAAACGUAUUAUUUUGAAGCGAAACAAGCAGAAAUGUGGAUAAAAGAAAAAAUCGCUCAAGUUACUGGAUACGAUAUUGAACGCGACAUUUAUUCAGUGCAAGCUGUUCAAAAGAAGUUAAGGGCUGUCGAAGCAGCUACCGUUGGCUUCAAGCAAACCGUAGAGUCCUUGCAGAAACUCAGUUCAAGUAUGAUUGAAAGAGGUCAUUUUGAUAGCGAAAACCUACGAAUCAAGCAGGAAGAAUUAAAUGAUAAUUACGAACGUCUGCAGCAAGAUAUUCUCAAAAGAUCUGCCAUUUUAAGGGAAAAAGAAGACUACUUUUUAUUUGAGAGGGAUAUUAAAGAUGUAAUAUCUCAACUAAAAGCUAUGUCGGUGUAUCUUAGUUUAGAUGACCAUGGAAGAGAUGUGGAACAUGUAGAGUCUUUACUUCAAAAGCUCGACAUUUUCCGAAACAGACUACGAGGACAUGAAAAUAACGUUCAUCAGCUCCAACAGCAAGCGCAGACCUUAAUAGACGAAGGCCAUACAGAAUCUCAAAACGUCAAAGAACUUUUACAAGAGCUUGAGGAAAUAUGGCAGCAGUGCAAUGAUUCCACAGAAGCUCGGUAUAAAGAUCUGGAGGCGGCAAAACUAAUUCAUGCUUUCAACAAAAGCGUAGACGAAACUGUUAGUUGGAUUUAUGAGAAGGACGUUGUACUGUCAUCCGAAAAUUAUGGGCAUGAUCUAGAAAGCAUUAAGACUUUACUCAGGCAUCACGACACCUUAGAAGGAGAUCUGAAAGCAAUUGACGAACAAGUAAGAGCCUUAGAAGGAGAAGUUGGCAAUUUAACAUCACAGUUCCCAGAUUCUGAGGAACAAAUUAGAGAAAAAUAUAAAGUUGUCAAAGAUGCUUGGAGGAAGUGCUCUGAAAAAGCAACUAUAAGAAAAGACAAAUUGUUACAAGCUGAGCAACUUCAAUCGUAUUUCGACGAAGCGAGAGAAUUUCACGCUUGGAUUUAUGAAAUGUCUGCCCUUAUUACAAGCAAUGAAAUACCUCAAGAUGUAGCAGCUUGUGAAGCACUAAUAGCACAGCACGAAGGAUAUAAAUCAGAAAUUGAUGCUCGAACACGUUCCUUUAAGAACUUCGAAGAAAAAGGACAAGAAAUAAUUGCGAGCGGUCAUUUUAUGUCUCGUGAUAUUCAAUUGAAAAUCGACGCUCUUGCUUCAUCGAUGAAAGACCUUCUAGAACUAUGGGAAGGAAGACGAUUAACGUACGAACAAAAUCUUGAUUUACAGCUCUUUAAGGAAAAACUGAAAGAGUUAGAAUCAUGGUUACAAAGCCAAGAACAUAAUCUAACAGAGGAUGUUGGUCAAUCUAUUGAAGAAGUUGAAUAUCUACUUCUUAAGCAUGAACAAUUCGAAAAGAAAUUAAAUAUUUAUGAAGCCAAAUUUCAAGAGCUUGUGGAAACGACUAAGCUUGAGGAAAAUGUUUAUCGUAAACGGCAAGAAGAUGAACGAAAAAAAUCUGAAACUCAGAAACUGAUUGAAGAACAAAAAAUGCAAGAUUUGAGGCGUAAAGAAGAAGAAAGAUUGUUAGAGGAAAGAGAAAGAGAGCGCACAGAAACCCAAGUAACACAAAAAGGCGAGUCUGAUGAUGAUUACUUACGUCUAGAAUCACUGCCAUCAGAUGACUAUGUUUUCAAACCAAUGGGCAGUAAAAGAUUCCCCAAAACUUCACCUUCCGAGACUACAAAAGUAUCGACUCCUGUUAUUAAAAGAAAUAGGUCCAUUCUCUCACAAAAACUCUCAGUGCCGCCUACAACCGCAGAAGGCUUCUUGGAUCGCAAGAAAGAGUUUAGUGCCGGAGGGAAACGCUCCACUUCCAGGAAAUGGAAAACAUAUUACACUGUACUUUGUGGACAGCUUUUGUGUUUCUUUAAGAACAAAAAAUCCUUUAUAGAGAACAAUACUGCUGAACCGCCAGUUAACAUUAUAAACUCUGCAUGUACUAUACCAAGUGAUUACCACAAAAAGAAAUAUGUUUUCCGGCUAGAAUUAUUAGAUGACUCUGUAUUUUUAUUUGAGGCUCCUAGUGCUAUAAAGAGGGACGAAUGGAUAAAAAAGAUCUCAUUCACAGCUUCCCUUUCCCCCAGUAAACAACUUAUGAUGCCUGCAGAAGAGGGUAUUUAUGACGAAACUGCGGUCUAUGACAAAGUUCCUCACGUAGAGUAUGACGAAGCAACUCGGUAUCCGGACAAUGAUCCUCAAUCAAACCGAUCAUCUCUUUCCCAGUCUAGCUACGUGACAG